This is a messenger RNA of Coniophora puteana RWD-64-598 SS2, 543 nucleotides long. RefSeq lists its product as uncharacterized. The record is from RefSeq and is a predicted model, not a curated record. NCBI's taxonomy places the organism in Eukaryota, Fungi, Basidiomycota, Agaricomycetes, Boletales, Coniophoraceae. The transcript has 3 exons. Bases 1 to 543 code for a protein of 180 amino acids.
AUGAAGUCGCGCGAAGACAGAAAGUUGGCUAGCCCGGAACUAAGGAAAGAUGCCGAAGACUUCUUCAAAUGGGUAUCCCAUCACCGUUCCGUGUUCACCGUGGCGCUUCAUCACGGACUGAACCUCGAGAACGACCCAGACGCAUACAAGACCAAAGGCUUGAUCAUAAACUUCACAGAAAAGCCUGACCGCACGAGCUACCCGCCGCAUCAGAGAUACAAUGUCUCCCAGGGAAUCGUCUGUGAUAUCGACGUCAUUCGCCUAUCCGCAGCCCGGACGAACGAUGGCGACUUCUCGGACUUUGAUCAGGCGAUUGCAAAAGGCCAGCGAAUGGGCAUCGUGAUUUUUAGUUAUAGGGAAAAUCUUGUCAGGCAAUGGCAAAGGAUCACGAUGCCGCCGCCGAAGUAUCUCAAGAAAGCUGCGCAAACUGUCGAAAGUCCGCAAGACUCAUGGGUGUCAUGGUUGGACAAGGCAGUAAAUGAGAACUUCGAAGCCAAGAUCAAGCUCGCAAAGCCACCCAGUGGCAGGAAUGGGCGGCAUUAG